This is a messenger RNA of Pocillopora damicornis (cauliflower coral), 3922 nucleotides long. RefSeq names its product protein mono-ADP-ribosyltransferase PARP14. The record is from RefSeq and is a predicted model, not a curated record. Gene Ontology annotation, molecular function: RNA binding; ubiquitin binding; NAD+ poly-ADP-ribosyltransferase activity. NCBI's taxonomy places the organism in Eukaryota, Metazoa, Cnidaria, Anthozoa, Scleractinia, Pocilloporidae. Gene Ontology annotation, cellular component: nucleus; cytoplasm. Gene Ontology annotation, biological process: protein poly-ADP-ribosylation; negative regulation of gene expression.
AGAAGAAGAAAAACAACAACAACAACAACAACAACGAGGAGAAGAAGGAAAUAAAGAUCGUGGUUUUUUUAAUGCCAGUGACUUUGUUGACAAAGGGGAUGACGGAGUUCGUGAAACAGUUGAGAAGAAUGUUGACAUGAAGUUGGGUUUUUUAUCUGCUGUCGAUAAGUACGAGCAUGAAGGGCUGGAGAAGGAAGAAGAAGACCCAAGAGAAUUUGAACGAAAAUCAAAACAACUGAAAGAGGUAUUCAGUUGUUUGCCACUAGUUCUUAUCAAGAUAGUUCUCCGUCGAGAUGACGUGAAAGGAAAUCCGGAAAGAGCACGUCAAAAGCUACAAGAGUUUCAAGAUAUAAAGAAUCCUGCGGACGUUUUUAAUAAUCCAGCUGAAAGAAGGCCAUUGAUUACGAAACCUAAAGGAAAAUUUGAAGAUCCUCUAACACACGGCUCUAUUAAGCAAGCUUGGGUGGCAGGGGACAAAUCUUACGGAGGCCCUGAACACGAAAGUAAUAGAGGGAUGAAAAAUAGAAGUAAGCCAAGAGAAAAAAAUCAAACGCAGGGGAAACAUGGCGAUGCAGAACGACAAGAUACACGAAGAAAUGGUUGUGAUAGCGAUAAAUCGGAUCAAAAUAAGAGGAACCAAGCUUGUCGACGCCACAACUCAAGGCAAAGAGACAACACAAGAGCAGGACCGGAGAGGGGACCCAGAGGUGGGUUUUACCAGGAUCCAAACAACACCCAAGUGUAUAGAGAUGAUCAAUUUUAUAACACUCAAGGACAGUGGUUUGAUCAUAAAAACGCCUUUCUGUCGCAGAGAGGACGUGAGAACCAACGAGGACAAAGAGGUUGCUUUCGUCAGGACCCAAUUACAGGAAAUCGAGGUUAUUCGCGUUAUGGGUCUCAGGAAUGGCACGUUGGCGAUGAAGGCAAUUCUCAGCCUCAAAUGGGACGUGGAGGUCAAGGCGGUCGAGGAACUCCACCAAAACCAAAACCAAAACCGAAGCGAAAGGGUAGGGGACAAGGUGGGGGACGGGGUGGAAAUUUCCAAGAGCAGCAUCAAAUUCCGGGAGAUUUUCAGGAGAGCAAUCAAUUUUCAGAUGCUGAAGAUUACUCUCAGUUCAUGCAAAGACAACCGAACCAAAAAAAUGGAAGAGGAAGAGAUUCUCAUGGAAAUCAGUUGCAUCCAAUAUCCUUGAAGGAGCUUGUCAGCAUUAAAACCCCCAGUUCUUCCGAUGAUUCGGAACCAGGGAAGUUAAGACAAGGUGAAACCAACAAAGGCAGACAGGGAGACCGUGGUAGGCCACAAAACGGACUUGGUAACAGAGAUGCUGGUCAAACUGGAAUAAGACGAGCACAGAGCAUGCCCAGUGUGGCAGAAGAGGAGCCUGCUGAUCAGUCUUUAUUUGAAAGAAAUAAAAUACUCAUUCAAGGGCUAGGUGGAAAAACCUCUAGGGAAAGACUGGUGAACUUUAUCAAGGCAAAGAGUGGUGGGGAAGAGGUUAAGGACGUACAGAUGCUGAAGAAUGGAAAAGCCUUAGUCACCAUGGCUGAUGAAAUCAAAAAUUUCAUGGAAAUAAAGACUAAAUGCGAGGAGAGAGGUCCGGAUGAUGCAAAGGUUUCCAUCGAAAAAGUCCCGGUUUGCAAAAGCAUCCUUGUCACUGGCUUUUCAGACAUUACCCAUGAUUUUAUCAAACUGUACUUUGAGAGUCGUGGAAACGGUGGGGGUCCAGUGGAGAAGGUUCACUGUGUUCCUAAAAGUAGGCGAGCUGUGGUUGUGUUUCAAGAUGCAAAAGAUAUGGAAAGGGUGUUAACUAGACAUGAAGAGAAGCCUUAUGAGAUUAAACAAGCCCAGCUGUCAAUUAGAGCUUACCGAGAGUUUCUAGAAGACAAAGACGUUGAUGGAGUAGAGGAUUCCGGUGACUUAGGAGCUACUGCCACCACGGUCAGUGAAUCUAGAAUGAGCCAGAAACCUGAUGCCAAAGCACAACUACUGCACACAGCUGUAGAUCCCGAUGUUAUGGAAUACGCCACAUCCACAGGAUUCCGAGCUAAAUUGAACAACGACAAAAUGCAAUCUGAAUACAUUGAGCAAGUACAAAAUUAUCUCAGCGCAUUUGCGAGGGUUCGCACCUGCUUAGGAGUUGGUCCCCCGAUGGUCAAGACCAUUCCUGAUUCAGAUAUUGCUAGGAUCGCUUCAUCAGACGUGAAAAGUAAUGAGGAAAAGGUGGGGUCCAAGUUGAAAGAAAUCUACCACGAGGAGACCAGAAAAACUUACCUGAGGAAGAAAAUUUUAAAAGUUCCCAUGGAGCGCUUAAUUUUGCUGAAGAAGACAAAAUUUGCCGAGAAACUCCGAGAAAAGAACAAGGAGUUAGAGAUCAAGAUUAAUACUGAAGGUGAAGAAAUAUAUUUCAAAGGUCCCCAGCUACAAUUUACUGAGGCAACCUUGAAGUUCUACAGACAAAUGGCUGACAUGGUUGAGAAGAAACUAACUUUAUCCGCCAGCAUCCUGGAAAUUCUAAACUCAGAUGAAGGGCUUAAGACUGUGAAUUGUGAGUUGGAAAGAAACAACGUGGAAGCAGUGAUCGUAAUUAAGAAAGACGUCACCAUAGUGGGAUCAUCAGCAGCGCAUGCAAACAAUGCGGCGGGGCUCGUGAACAGGUUGACGGUGGAAGAGAAAGUUCAAGUGGACGAGAAAAGCAAGCAUUUGUUGAAGUCAUCUGAAUGGCUGAGGUUGUGUGACGAGAUGUACCAAACAACUGUCCGUGUCCGGAGAGACAAGUGGAACGAUACAUACGUGGCUGGGUUUCGUGAUGACGUGACCGAAGUGAUAAAGAAGUUAAAUACCUUUCUUGAAAACAAUUGCAUCAGGGAGGAAAGUUUUGUGUGCACGUCUGAUAUUAUGCGAAGGUAUCUUCUUGAGCUACGUCAAGAAGAUCUACGCACCAUAGAGAAUCAACUAAAAGAUUUUGUAGUGAGUAUUAAAAAGGGAAAAGACGAUGUUGAUUUUGUGAUUUCUGGAAAAAGAGAGGGUUUGAAACGUGCAGGAAAGAAGCUCUACUCUCUGAUGGAUUCGACUGAGUUCAAAACCUUUGAAGUGAAACAGCCGGGCCUUCGAAAAUACUUUGACAGUGGAAAAGGAGAUCGGCUGGUGAAAUUGGUGGAAAGAGAUCAAGACUGUGCCAUAAAAGUCCAGAAAAAUUUAGGUCGAGGAGGAAGGGACGAGGAGUUGCAGCCCGAAUCUGUAUCCAACGUCUCUACUUCUUCAGGCGCCUGUGAAGAUGAUGUGAAGGAUGACCACGUUACCACUGCUGGAACUGACUCGUCUACCCUGGUAAUAGCCCAAAGUCACAGAGUGUCGUGGAAACGUGGAAACAUAGGGGCAGAGAAGGUUGACGUACUUGUCAGUUCCCAAGGAGCAUGCGAGAAAGCAAUCAUUAAUGCUGGUGGUCCUCAGGCCGCAACCCCCAGCGUUGGUGACAUCACUGUCUCAGGUGGUUUUUCCUCGGUCAGUCACGUGAUUCACACAAACUGUUGUGAGUGGAACAACGGUGAAGGGGAGCCGACGCUAAGGGCCAUUGUUCAAAAGUGUCUGCGGAAAGGCGAAACGCUUGGAGCGAACUCCAUUGCAUUUCCUGUCAUUGGAACUGGAAAUCUACAAUUCCCACGCGAUACAGCCUCGAGAAUCAUGUUGGGGGAAACAGUCGAUUUCUGCCGAGCCAACCCUGGCUCUAAUUUACGGGACAUCCGAUUUGUCAUGUUUAACCAAGAUCAAGCAUUAACUGCUGCCUUCAAACAAGAGAUGGAAAAACUGCAACCCAAGCAAAUUGGCAACUCACAUUUGACAGUUGAGGUGGUAAAUGGUGAUUUGACUAAAGAGAACAGUACUGAUGCUAUCGUGAAUAUUCUGAGCACGGACAUGAACAUG